Messenger RNA from Mesitornis unicolor (brown roatelo), 505 nucleotides. It is a transcript of the gene GIPC3, whose product is annotated as GIPC PDZ domain containing family, member 3. The record is from RefSeq and is a predicted model, not a curated record. The transcript has 3 exons. Lineage: Eukaryota; Metazoa; Chordata; Aves; Mesitornithiformes; Mesitornithidae. The annotation marks the transcript as partial. Gene Ontology annotation, molecular function: protein binding.
GGCAACACGGGGUUCCCUGGGGCAGAUCCUCUUUUGCACGCUCAACACGCACAAAGUAGACAUGCAGAAGCUGCUGGGGGGACAGAUCGGCCUGGAGGACUUCAUCUUUGCCCACGUCCGGGGUGAGACGAAGGAGGUGGAGGUGACCAAGACAGAGGAUGCACUUGGCCUCACCAUCACAGACAACGGGGCCGGCUAUGCCUUCAUCAAGAGAAUCAAGGAGGGGAGCAUCAUCAACCGCCUCCAGACGGUGUGUGUGGGUGACAGCAUCGAGGCCAUCAACGACCACACCAUCGUGGGCUGCCGGCACUAUGAGGUGGCCCGGAUGCUGCGGGAGCUGCCCCGGGCUCAGCCUUUCACCCUCCGCCUGGUGCAGCCCAAAAAGGCCUUUGACAUGAUCGGGCAGAGGACACGGAGCAGCAAGGCCCCAGGCGAGGGCAGAGUGGCCAGCGGGAAGGAAACACUGCGGCUGCGGACGGAGGGCCCUGCUACGCUGGAGGAGGGU